AUGGAGAACACGGCCUCGUACGCUGCAUACUACCACGGCCAGCGCAACCUCUCACCACACCCGUCCGACCCCUUCAACCCGCUCCCGACUUCGACGACCCCGACCGACACGCCUCCGCUUCCGACUGGAGCUGCGAGACCCUCGUACGGCUACAUACCACCGAGCUACUCGACCUAUGCGGACCAGCGGCAGUCCUACCUUGGUGCUGAGGAGGAAUACCCCUCGAGGUUGGGCGAGGCGGUGCAGGGUCCUCGGGGCCGACUGAGACGAGAGGAGGGCGGAUUUGCAGCCUUCUGGAGGACGUACAAGACCAGGAACCAGGUGCGAGACCUCUGGGCAGCCUGGCUCGCAUUCAUGUCGAUUAUUGCCUUGCAAGCCAUCGCGGUGCUCGUCAUGAUUGCGCUGGUGUACGGAACGAACACGGGCGACCUCUCGACGGCCGACCUCAUCGGCAACGACCCAAAGCUCGAGUCUGUCGCAACCUACCUCGGCCUUUUCAUCCUCGCCGUCCUCUUCGAAGCGGGUAUCACGCUCAACAGCUGCUCGCACAAGAACAUCAUGACACUCGCCGUCCUCUGCCUCUUCAACGGUGCCAUCCUCAUCUACUCCGCCGUCCUGCCACGACAGCUCGCCAACGCUUUGAGCGGCAGCAACGCCGACACGCCUCACGUCCAGCAUCUCACGCACAUCUACGCGGUCGUCAUUCCUGCCGUCGUUGGAGCAUGCACCGUCGCCAUGACACUGAUGCUCUGGCCACUCUACGCCGAGUUCGGCUGGGACACCUUCAAGCGUAUCGGCGCAGACCUCGCAAUCAGGCGCGCGUACCUGCGCUACCAGGUCUUCGUGUGCCUCCUCAAGUUUACCGCCUUCUUCGUCAUCGGCUUUGAGCUCCAAUUUCUCAUCCUUGUCACCGGAACACCAACUGUGGAAUUCGUCUUGACGAUUGUCGCCCUGCCCGUCACGAUUCUCGCUCUGCUCGCCUUUGCGGCUGUCGUGCGAAUUGAGAAUCGCCCGGGCAUCUACGCAUCAUUCGUCGUGAUUGCUGCUGGAAUCGCCUACUUCAUCUACAAGCUCCAGCGCAUCUACGGCGCGACGAGCGGGCGAUACUCGACCGCGACAGCGACUUUGACCAUCUUCUCGGUCGUCUGCAUCGUCCUCCUCGUCGCGACGUUCGUCAUGAUGGGCCUGUGCAUGCGCAACUUUGGCAAGGGAUUGAAGGAGCGGAUUCCCGGCUACCACCUCCCCUUCCUCUCGCGCUCUCGUCAGCCCGAAUCAGGCCGCCCGCUUGCCUCUCAGUCGAGCCCUCAACCGCCGCCUCUCGCAGCAUUCGAGAAGCCAGACUCGCGACGACCGGGGAUGCCGUCCGGCCAGUCGACGAGCAAGUACGGCGGCGAGACGGAUCGCAUGUCCAUUGACUGA
Rhodotorula toruloides NP11 is the source of this 1419-nucleotide messenger RNA. RefSeq lists its product as uncharacterized. Bases 1 to 1419 code for a protein of 472 amino acids. The transcript is spliced from 6 exons. Lineage: Eukaryota; Fungi; Basidiomycota; Microbotryomycetes; Sporidiobolales; Sporidiobolaceae. The record is from RefSeq and is a predicted model, not a curated record. Gene Ontology annotation, cellular component: Golgi apparatus.